Messenger RNA from Ictalurus punctatus (channel catfish), 3954 nucleotides. It is a transcript of the gene fbxl14b, whose product is annotated as F-box and leucine-rich repeat protein 14b. Gene Ontology annotation, molecular function: protein binding. Gene Ontology annotation, biological process: SCF-dependent proteasomal ubiquitin-dependent protein catabolic process. The transcript has a single exon. Gene Ontology annotation, cellular component: SCF ubiquitin ligase complex. Bases 760 to 1962 code for a protein of 400 amino acids. NCBI's taxonomy places the organism in Eukaryota, Metazoa, Chordata, Actinopteri, Siluriformes, Ictaluridae. The record is from RefSeq and is a predicted model, not a curated record.
UCGGUCUGAGAAAGGGGGGAACCCAGACAGAUCAAAAGCGCGGAUUCUAGCUGGACUGUGUUAAAAACUAAACGCACAGAACUGACAAUACGUAGCACGAAGAACAGGAUGAAGGAUUCGAUUCUGCGCUUUUGUGUCCUAAAUGAAACUCUGACUCGGUUUUGUGUGUGCUCCUCCCACCCCCGGAGCAGCGCGGUGCAGGCGGCCCUGCCAAGUCAGUUUGAAAAGAUCAGACAAAGGCAGCAGGAAGCCCCUCGGCUUGGCAAUGCGUGCGAGCGGAGCGCAAACGCGACGCGGUUUAUUUUUCGGGGCUAGCGGUGUGAGCCGACGCUCUUCCAGCUCGUAAUUCUUCACCCGCUUUCGGGAGGCAGUUUUGGAGAUCUUUUCUUCUUCUUCUUUUUACCGGGGGAAAAUGUACGACCGCCUGGAUCCUCGCGAAGAGCGGAGACAGUUAUCUCAACACAAAAUGGGCAGCGUCGUGUGACCGAGCGCGAGCGUUUCCCCUCCGUUUUACUGUGUUGGAAAGCAGCUUCUCUCUCUCUCUCUCUCUCUCUCUCUCUCUCUCUCUCUCUCUCUCUCUCUCGCCUUUCCUCCGCGUGUCCCAGGAGUUGAUCCAUUUACACACUUAAAUGUAAAAAAAAAAAAAAAAAGAGAGAGAAAAGAAAAGAGAAACGAUUUGGAGGAUCCGUUAUUAAUUUUUCCCCCUCCUUAAGCAAAGGGGGAAGUGAACUUGUGGGUCGCGUGCACGUUUUUUUUAAGAUGGAGACGCACGUCUCGUGCCUCUUCCCAGAGAUUUUAGCCAUGAUUUUCAGUUACUUGGACGUGAGGGACAAAGGCCGGGUGGCCCAAGUGUGCACAGCGUGGAGAGACGCGUCCUACCACAAGUCGGUGUGGAGGGGGGUGGAAGCCAAGCUGCAUCUCAGGAGGGCCAACCCGUCCCUGUUCCCCAGCCUUCAGGCCAGGGGUAUCCGGAGGGUGCAGAUCCUCAGCCUGAGGCGCAGCCUGAGCUAUGUGAUCCAGGGCAUGCCCAACAUCGAGAGCCUGAACCUGAGUGGCUGCUACAACCUGACUGACAACGGCCUGGGGCACGCUUUCGUCCAGGAGAUCUCCUCAUUGCGUGUUCUCAACCUCAGCCUGUGCAAGCAGAUUACAGACUCCAGCUUGGGCCGGAUAGCUCAGUACCUGAAGAACUUGGAGGUGCUGGAGCUGGGCGGCUGCAGCAAUAUCACAAAUACGGGAUUGCUCCUGAUCGCGUGGGGCUUACACCGGCUCAAGAGCCUCAACCUGAGAAGCUGCAGGCACGUCUCCGACGUGGGCAUCGGCCACCUAGCCGGCAUGACCAGAAGCGCCGCUGAGGGCUGCCUCAGCCUGGAGUACCUCACGCUUCAGGACUGCCAGAAGCUCACAGACCUGUCUCUCAAGCACAUCUCCAAAGGCCUGACGAGACUCAAAGUUCUCAACCUGAGCUUCUGCGGAGGCAUCUCGGACGCCGGCAUGAUCCACUUGUCCCACAUGACCAGCCUGUGGAGUCUUAACCUGCGCUCGUGUGACAACAUCAGCGACACGGGCAUCAUGCAUCUCGCCAUGGGGACGCUAAGACUUUCUGGCUUGGACGUGUCUUUCUGCGACAAGAUCGGCGACCAGAGCCUGGCGUACGUAGCCCAGGGCCUGUACCAGCUCAAGUCCCUGUCGCUGUGCUCGUGCCACAUAAGCGACGAUGGGAUCAACCGGAUGGUGCGCCAGAUGCACGAGUUGAGGACCCUGAACAUUGGCCAGUGUGUGCGGAUUACAGACAAAGGCCUGGAGCUCAUAGCGGACCAUCUGACCCAGCUGACCGGUAUUGAUUUGUAUGGAUGUACAAAAAUUACUAAGAGGGGACUGGAAAGGAUAACACAGCUCCCCUGCCUUAAAGUUUUGAACCUGGGCCUUUGGCAGAUGACUGAAAGUGAAAAAGUGCGGUAAAACUUGGGUGAGAUUGUGCCGGGCAGGGGGAGGGGCGUGACGUGGGCGGGGAAUUUACAUUAUUCUAAAGGGGGGGGGGGGGGGGGGGGGGGGGGGGAUCCGGGCGUGGAUUAAAGCGAUUCAGAUUUAUUCGUCUGGGAAGAAAAUAUGAACAGUAUUUCAUCUGCCGUUUUAUUAACCCAUUGUAUCAGUCAGAGUGUGGUGUGCAACACUUUAAAAAAAAAAAAAAGUUUUAAUCUCUAACCGGUUGCAAUACUAGCCUAAAUCGUGUCCUUCCCUACUAAAUGUCGCGCCUAAAGCAUUUCGGCUACCUCGUACCUGUGUUUUAACUCGUGUCCUUCAAUUAAAAAGGCGGAUAUGGAGAUAAAUUGUGCCUAGGAAGCAGCCCCCCUCCCCCAUCUCAUUUCUCGCCUGAGAAUAGCAUAUAAAAAAAAAAAAAAAAGGAAAAGGAAAAAAAAGCAGAAUGGCUUAACUACCUUUGUUAAUUUUUUGCCUGAAAUGACCAACAAAAGACUGAAAAGAAGCGACGGAGAGUCGAAGAGUCAAAGCACAGAUUGUUUUUAGCUCGGACUGAAUUGAGUUUAUGCAAAGACGGAUGAAUACUGGUUUGUAUACAAAGAGCUUUUAUAUAUAUAUAUAUAUAUAUAUAUAUAUAUAUAUAUAUAUAUAUAUAUAUAUAUAUAUAUAUAUAUAUAUAUAUAUAUAUACCUAUAUAUAUUUUUUUCAUCCUGUUUAGUUUUGGAUUUAAGGCCUUGCAAAAGCCUUUUUUGAUUCAAGCUUUGAAUAAGAGGUCCGCUCUGCUGAUGUAUUCAUGCUUAUGUAAGCAGAUAUUGUUUAAUUAAUGAAUUAACGGCUGUUGUUCAGAGCAUUGUACUUCAGAGCAUUGUACUUCAAAUUGAAGUGAAAUUAUUAUUUUUUUUUUUUGGAACAGAAGAAAUAUCCGCAUCAGUAGCUAAUUCUACAGUCUCAUUCACCUUAUUGUUGUUGUUAUUAUUAUUAUUAUUAUUAUUAUUAUUAUUAUUAUUAUUUGCUUCCUCAAUAGACUAGAGGGUCACACACCAAAAUUCUAGCAUACAUUAUUUUGUCCUUAUUUUAAACGAGCUCAUGUUUAAAAUUUACCCAGGAGGACGUUAUUAAACACAAAUGGAUUUUAAAUUUUUUUUUUUUUUUUUUAAUUUUAUUUUUUUAUUUGUCCCUAUUUCGGGUAAGAAGCAUCGCGUAUCAGGCCUGUGUGAUAUGAUAUGAUGUACUGAGUCCUGCUGAAAAGCUACUGUGUUUUAAAUGUACUGUAUGUCUUUGUAAAGAAAAAGAGAAAAGAAAUCUCAAAUGUUUUAUAUUCUUACAGUAAAACAUUAAAGUUGAUAUUUAUAUAAUUAAACCAAAAAAAAGAGGACCACUUGGGAUUUGUAUCUUGGCAGAAUUUGAUUUAGGACGGUUUACGGAUUGAUUGAUUAAUUAAUUAGUAAUAAAUAAUAGGGCAGGUUUUAUUGUACAUGCAGCGGCAUGUGAACACAAGUUUUUAACGCCGUGCGCUCUCUCUCUCGCGCGCGCUCUCUCUCUCUCUCUCUCUCUCUAUAUAUAUAUAUAUAAACAGAUAUUGAGAGCUGAGAGCAAUGAGCUGAUGCGUAAGUGUAGAAAGGAUAUAUAUUAAUAUGAAUAAUGGUAAUAAUCGUUAUUGUCCGUGUGCACGUUUGUUGUGAUGUUGUUUACAGAACGCACAAAAUGGAUGCUUCUUGUUUUGCAAGGGGGGGGGGGGGGGGCUUUAGUAAUUAGUCCGAAUCACAGCCCUAUAUUUUUAGCGGUUAAAGCAGUGAACUCUACCCGAUCACAAUGUCAUUUCGUUCACUUUUUAAGGAUGCUUUCGCUCAGAGAGAGAGAGACGGAUCAUGGCAUAGGUUGUUGUUGUUUUUUUCGCGCUCCGGUUAUUUUUCUGCACUUUUCAACUGAAAUCGCAAAUCCAUGCUUAAAAAGUCUUAAAAAAACAAAACAAAA